UCUCAGUCACUGAUAUGUCAGGAACAGAGGUGGAUGGCGAUGUCUGAUGAAUUUGUUAAGUCAGGUGUCUUGACCUUCAAGGUCCUUUUACCAGUAAUGGGUAAGGAUUUGAAGGCAUGGGAAAAGGCAGGGGUUUGAUGAGGUAUCACAGGCAGUGUAAACUAAGAGGCAUAUAGUGUGUUGUCUAAAAUAUCUUUUUGAGGGACCUCAAACUAUUAUCAUUUGCUAUACUGUUGAUCAUUAUGUUAAGUUCAUCUUAUUCGUAUAUGGAAAGUACUUAAUGAAGAUAAUAUACUUUAUAUUUUUUUUAUGUAACCAUUCAAGUAUUUGUUGAAAUGCUUUUGUUACUGAUAAAUACAUGUACAUUUAAAUUGAUUUUGUUCUGUCUGUGAUUUUGUAGAUCUGGAUGUUCAGCUGGUCUCAGAUCAAGCAUCCUCUUCUGUACUGACUCCACUAUCCCCAGCUUCAUCCCAUUCAUCAGAUUCCAUAAUUGUCUUGAGUCCACAAGAAAGAGGAGGAACCCAACAGGGUUAAUGGACCAGAAUGGAGCAAGACAGGUAAGCUUUGAAUAAAUGCAUUUAAAAUCCUCAAUUACGUAAUUGUUUAUUAUUGAUACUCAUCUGUAGAAGUGUUUUGUAAAUGUAUUCUCGGCAUAAAGGAAAGCCAUUAAAAAUCCUCUUAAAUUUCCAUGAGCAUGCCAUAACAACGUAAGACGUUUUGGCAGAAAGUUGAUUGUGUUCUGAGGGCCAGUCCAAAGGGUGAGGAAAUCUUCAAGGGGUAUGAAAAGACCAAAACACUAACAGAUGCCACACGUGAACAGAUGGUGACCGUCCUGGUUGCAGACAUGUUAGAGCUACAUGGGUAAGAAUUGGAGGUCACUUCCCUCCCUUUGUCAUCAGAACAGAUUCAUGUGGCGCAGCUAAAGAAUGCUAUUCUGUGUUGGUGGAAAAGGGGCAUUUAUUCUUUAACUUCUUGCAAAACAUAUUAGCUUGCAAAGUAAACUGAUUUAUUUUGAAAGGAGGAUUCCAUCGUCAAGUGUGAGGACCAGUUAUGCACUGGGUAUUGUGACACUUUUUCCAUACCUCCAAGAUCCUUUCUCCAAACAUGGAUAUGUAAGUUCUUGUAUUCUGUCUGAAAACCCAAACCAGUAUGUGUUUUUAUAUUUUCUUCCCUUUUAUAGUUUUAAAGGUAAAAUGAUCUUGUUUUAGAUGAGUGUUUAUAGGUUGCUCAACUUUGUAUUUUCCACUUGUUUUUGUAAUGUUAUAUAGUCAUUGUGUGAACUUAUUGUGUUGAGUAAUUCAUUCUUGAAGCCAAGUAUGAGAUGCCUCUGUUUGGGUCUUUUCUUAAACAGGAACACUACUAUGAUCUACUAUGAUCAAGACAGUUCAACGUAACACCUGUGCUGGCUCCCGGUGUCAUUCCAAGACUGUUCUUCCGGAUGGUCCAAAAACCAGACAAGAAUCUCUGUUAACCUGUCAACAGCUAUUUGGUGAGGAGUGCAGGGAGGCGAUAUCUACAAUAAGACUUUCCACUGAUGAAUCUGUGGUCAAAGAGAAGAUGAGAGCGACUUUCCAAUAUCGACAGAAGAUGGUCGUGAGGAUGCAUCAUCUUCAGUCCUGGAUUUGUUCCCUCGUUUCCUCGAUGUACCUGGAUUGAUCAGGAUUUCUCCAUGAUGUUUGGUGAGGAAGUGUCUCAGAAGUUCCUAGCAAUGUGGUCAACAUUCUUCAAGCCAAAAAUCAUUGCAGACUGCAAGACUCUUAAGAAUAUGGGCAAGCUGCUGUCAGGAACUGAACCUGAAUCUGAGGACUACAAUGGAUGGGACAGUGAUAUGUCCUCAAUCCUUUUGCUGCUGCACCUGCUCCCUCCAACCUCAAGAAAAAAACAUCCAAAAAACAUCCAAGAUCAAAAAACAUCCAAGAUCAGUUCAGCUCAAGCAACCAGCCAUCUUGUGAGAUAUCUUAAGGAAGGAGCCAGUGUGACUACCUUCAUUGAGAGUGCUGACACAAGACAACCAUUCCUCCUCUGCAUCGGUGAGCGAAAGAAGGAUAUCCAAAAGUUCUACGUUAUUAUCGACCAAAAACCGAUCCCAUGUAAGGCGUACACAUCAGUGGCAGCUUUUGAUGAACUGUUCAAAGCUCACUAUGUCUUCAGUCUCUCAUAUGAUGAAGCUCUUUGUGAUUUCUACACAUUUAUCCAAACCACUAUCUAUAACAUCGAUGUCGGAAGAGCAAAGGAGAGCCCGCGUGUUAAAGAACUUCUAGCACGAUUGCUGCAGCGAGAUUAACAGCCUUGAAGAGGCAAAAAAGUCAUGUGUGCUCAAUUCAUUACAGUAUUUCCAUUGUACUGAUAACUAUGCUGUUGACAUCAUGCAUGAUCUGCUACAGGGUGUGGUACAGUAUGAAGUUAAGCUGGUUUUUGAGUACCUUGUUAAACAGGACUACGUCUCUUUGAACACAUUGUCAGAUAGGAUACAGAGCUUUAAUUAUGGUUACACAGACGGUAAAAACAAACCAAGUGGGUUAAAAAUGGAUGAUAAGAGCAAACACCUGGGUUUGAAUGCCAUACAGUCAUGGUGUCUUCUGCGCAACACUCCACUGAUAUUUGGUGAUGUCAUUGAAAGGAAUAACAAUCACUGGAACUUUCUCCUGCUUUUGAUACAGAUUGUCAAUAUAGUGUUCUCCUUCACCAUAACUGGUGGGAUGAUAUGUUACUUAAAAGAUCUGAUCUGUGAUCACCAUACUCUAUUCAAAGAACCGUUUCCUGACAAGAGGUUGAUUCCCAAGCACCACUUGAUGAUACACUAUCCGAGAUGCAUAAAAAAAAUUGGCCCUCUUAUCCAUAUGUGGUGCAUGCGAUUUGAAGCUAAGCACCAUAUUUUCAAAAUAUGUGGCAAACAUUUCAAGAAUCUCAUUAAAUCAUUAGUAAAGCAACAUCAACGUCAAUUGGCAUUUAACUAUGAAAAUUAUUGUUUUAGAAGGUUUGAAUUUGGUACUACAACAUCAAAAACCAUCUGUAACUUGCAAGGUGGGGAAGAACUCAGUCAGACAUUAUAUUUAGAAGCCUGUUUGAGUGUUACAAGUACAAAGUGGGUCAGACAUUAUGGUACUGAGUAUCAGGUUGGUUUGUUCAUAUGCACUGGAUGUACCUAUGAUCUCCCUGUGUUCAAAAAGAUCUGUGAGAUAAUAAUAUAUGAAGAGAGUGCUUUCAUAAUUUCCUGUAAUGUAAAAACGAUGUACUAUGAUGACCACUUCAAUGCAUACUGUAUAGAAGAUGACCAAAUGGAUGAGUUUUCUGUCAUCUCUGUGAAUGAACUGACACAUUAUAGGCCAUUUGACAAGCAGUGCUCUAAUGAGAAUAAUCAAAGAGAGUACAUAGAGCCCAAUGGUUAUAUUUAGAAAGACUUGACUUUGACUGACUUGGCGUCAGUAAUGUUAACGCCUUUUAAAAAAUAAAACUAUUAUAAAGCAAUCAACUUGGUUUUUUUUUCUUUAUUUGCCUUUUAGAUUUGUAAUCCAUUUAAAUGUAAUUUUAAUUGUGAAGUAGCAUAUUAACACUUUAUAGUGUUAGAGGCAACUCAUUUUAUAGUAUGCAAU
This is a messenger RNA of Ictalurus furcatus (blue catfish), 3593 nucleotides long. RefSeq lists its product as uncharacterized. The transcript is spliced from 4 exons. NCBI's taxonomy places the organism in Eukaryota, Metazoa, Chordata, Actinopteri, Siluriformes, Ictaluridae. Bases 1670 to 2284 code for a protein of 204 amino acids. The record is from RefSeq and is a predicted model, not a curated record.